Messenger RNA from Staurois parvus, 354 nucleotides. The record is from the annotation of a GenBank genome assembly. Lineage: Eukaryota; Metazoa; Chordata; Amphibia; Anura; Ranidae.
UUAAGUACAGCUCCCCAUUAAGGAUUGGCACCUUGGGGGGGGGGGGGGGGGAAGCAGGUACCCAAAUUUGACAGGUACCCGCUUCCAGUCCGAUCGCCUAAGCCAGGCGAUCGGAAACGGAAGGUGUCCUCCUACCCUCCCUCCCUGUAGUCUUUUGGGACACGUGACAGAUCCCAGAAGACUACAGGACCAUUCAUGAAGCGCAGCGCUACUCGCGCAUGCACAGUGGGUACCCGGCUUGGAAGCCGCAAGCUAUCACAGCCGGGUGCCCACACUGAAGAUGCCGGCCUCCAGGAAUACAGGACGGCUGGUGAAACGGGCUGCGGGGGGGACACACCACGGGACCGAGGGACA